UUAGAAACUUCAAUCUUGCUCCUAAUAAAACCUUGAACCAAGGAACAAUCUCUAAAAGAGGUCGAAGGAAUUCCGGGAAGCCUAACAUUUUUUGGAAACUGCUUGAAUUGGUGGCUCUGCGAUCUCGACAACAAGCCUUUCGGACUACGUAGUGUGGCAACCAUCAUCAUCACCUAUCUACUGUCUUUACACGGACAAGGCAGCUUGUCAGAGCUCUUGCCACGAGAGAUGCUGGAUGCAUCCCAAGAAACCCAGGUCAGUUUAUUGCUGGAUCAGACAACCAAAAUCCGAACUGCUCACAAUUCAGACAUCCAUCAAACAAAACACCAAAAUACAAAGCGCAAACACCAACAACCUACACUACCUUCGAUACUAUUUUCAACAUGAGUUUGAUUUUUAAACCCAGCAAGUUCGCAUUGGAUGGCGGCACUCCUAUUGCCAGCAAGCCCCCUGCCUACUUUGCGACCAAAAGCGACAAGUCCACCAAAGAUAUUUGUUACAUGCAGAAAGGAUUCGUCCCGGGGAAGAAUGAUGUGAUCCUCGGCCGUUCCAUGAAGUGCUUCAAUCACAGUGGCAACCGUGCUCUUCGAAAGAUGGUCGCCGAUAGACUAGAAGAAUAUUCCAAUGCUGAGAAGUCCGAAAAGUCCUUCAUCAUCUCCGAAGUGAUGGAGGCAAUCAGAGAGAAGACUCAAAAUGGGGAUGGAUUCUUGAAGUUUGAUACUUCAUCCAGCCUCUGGUAUACGGUCUGCGAGUAUCUUGGGAGAGAGAAGGUAUCCCAGACUUUCCGAGAUGCACUGGGCAACUACCGCUCCAGCAGCCAGGGCAAGAAGCAGCGCAGAAAGAUGGCUCGCGCCAAUGCUGAUUCCAGGGACGACAGCACCCACGCCAAACUCCAGCAAUGCAGCUUGAACUUUGCCGCCAGCUUGAACUUCGCCAACCUUGUCCCUCCAAGCACCACGGAGCAGCAGCAGCGGCGGCGGCGGCAGCAGCAGCAGCAGCCACCAUCGCCACCUCCAGCCAGUCCGCUCGUGGUAUCCUCGUACAACGGCGAUGGCGUGAACACUAGCCCCCAAAUGUUAAACGACGACGGCCUCUUUGAUACGCUUGCAAAGGUGCUUCCACCCAACUAUGGCGACGAUACGAAUCCCUUUGAACCCCUGCACCUUCCUGAAAAGAACAUGGAUCUUUGCGAACCCGCUGCUCUGUUUGAGUCAUCUCCCUAUGAUCGAUUCGCGGCGUUUGGAGAAAACCAGGUCCAUGGUUCCGCUGAACAGUGCCCGCUGCCAAUCGACUGCCCAAUCCGCCAGUUCCAACCAAGCACAGAGCAAGCAUCAUCCGCCCCCCAUGAUUCAGAUGCCAUCGCAUGUCCGUUCGACAACAUGAUCCACUGUACUUGAAGGAAGGGCCUUUCUAGCUAGAGAGCCCAGAACUCCAAACUCCAUAGAUAACUUAAUUAAAGCACUGCAACAGGAACAAGCUUCCUUAGCUUGCCCACAACAGAGAGCUACGCAGCAAAACUCUGGAAUAAGAUCA
Messenger RNA from Seminavis robusta, 1533 nucleotides. NCBI's taxonomy places the organism in Eukaryota, Bacillariophyta, Bacillariophyceae, Naviculales, Naviculaceae. The record is from the annotation of a GenBank genome assembly.